GAAAGAGGCCUAGAGGUCUGAGAGAGUAGGACCUGUGUUCAGAUACUCUUUCUAAUGUGGAGGGCAUCUAGGGCCCCAAUUCCCCUACCUCAAGGAAGAGGGCUGGAGCCUGGACUUCUGGGUCUGGAGGAGGAGGGGCACCUGGUAUCUAAGGCUUUCAAGCAGUAACAGCUCAGAGGGUGGGGCCGUGGCCUUCCUUGGAGGGGUGGGCCGCUACACACCCUUCCUAAGCUGCCCUGGCAUUGCGAGGUAUAAAAAGGAUGCAUUACCUGGUGAGAGAGUCUGUGGUAGACUUUUGCCAUCACCUGGACAUGAGCCCUGCACCACUGCUGGCCUUCCUGGGGGUCACCUUCCUGCUGCCCGGUGCGCAGACCCUGAGAUGUCAGUGGGGUACCAUAGAGACGGUGAGGAAUGUAUCAGAACUACCCCUUGAAUGGACAACUUCCCAGACAGACUGUGAGGCUGACGAAGGUUGCCGAGAAACACUGGUACUCAUAGAAAAUGGACCCCAAGUGACCUUGGUGCUCACCAAGGGCUGCACUGAAGAAAAGGACCAAGAGGCCAAAAUCACUGAGCACAGGGCAGGUCCCGGGCUCUCCAUCAUCUCCUACACCCGGGUGUGCCGCCACGAAGACUUCUGCAACAACCUGCCCACCACAACCCCGCUGUGGGCCCCGCCCUCUGCUACAGUCCCAGGGACCCUGCAGUGCCCACUCUGCUUUUCUAGAGGUGACUGUCCAGAAAAUCCACCAAAGCAGAUCUGCCCAGCAGGAUACACGCACUGUUACAAUGGAGUGCUCAAGUUCAGAGGAGGGGGCAUCGCCAGCAACCUGAGAGUGCAGGGCUGUAUGCCCCAGCCAGGCUGCAACCUGCUCAACGGGACCCAGGUCAUCGGGCCCAUGGAUGUGAGUGAGAACUGCAGUCCUAAAUCUGGUGUGGAAGUUCUGGACUGCAAAAGAGAAUCAUCAGAAACCGUAAGGAAUGUGUCGACUUUUCCAGUAGAAUGGACCGCUGGCUGGCAGACCUGCGAGAUCGGCGAGGGGUGUCAAGACACGGUGCUUCUCAUAGUGAAUGGGGCCCAAGUGGAGGUGGUGAUCACCAAGGGCUGCACUGAGGCAAAGGACCAAGAGCCCCGAGUCACCUGGCACAGGAAAGGCCCUGGGCUGUCUGUUGUCUCCUAUACCCGAGUGUGCCGCCACAGGGACUUCUGCAAUGACCUGUCCACCACAGAGGCUUUCUGGACCCCCCCUUCUUCUGCAGAUGCCAAAGUCCCAGGGACCCUGCAUUGCCCACUCUGCUUGUCUAGAGGUGACUGUCCAGAAAGUCCACCACAGCAGAUCUGCCCAGCGGGAUACACGCACUGCUACAAUGGAGUGGUCAGGCUCAGAGGAGGGGGCAUUAUCAGCAACCUGAGAGUGCAGGGCUGUAUGCCCCAGCCAGGCUGCAACCUGCUCAAUGGGACCCAGGUCAUCGGGCCCAUGGAUGUGAGUGAGAGCUGCAGUCCUCAAUCAGAUACCCUGACCUGUCAUCUGGGGGUCAUGUGGCGGGUGAGGAGAGACCUGUCUCAAGAACCGGUGGACUGGGAGGCAAGCGCGCUACAGGAAUGUAAUCCUGGGGAGGUGUGUCAGGAGACGCUGCUGCUCGCAGACCCAGCCCCAGGACAGAAAUCACUCCUUGUGGGGAGCAAAGGCUGUAGCAGUCCUGAGAGAGGGAAUGCCCCAACUGUCUCCAUUCACUCGAGCUUUCCUGCAAUAAUCGUCGCCUCCUAUGCCCGGUUCUGCUCUUCCAACUUGUGCAACAGCGCCAGCGACAGCAGUGUCCUGCUGACCUCCCUCUCCAGGCCAGAUGCCCCUGUCCUGGGAUACCUGCAGUGUCCUGUCUGUGUGCAGUUUGGUGAAUCUUGCUCACAAGAUUCCAGCGUCAUUACCUGCCCUGCCAAUACCACUCACUGUUACAAAGGAGACAUUGAAACUCGUGGAGGGAAAGACAAGACAUGGGAAAGAAAGGAGUUCUGGGAGAGAAUCUUCAUCCGAGGUCUGCCCUUUGAUGGUCUGGUCCACAUCUUCGUUCCAGCUUGGGUGAUAGCAGAGCCUUCGGGGUGAUGUAGCCCAGAGCAUUUCAGCACUGCCGUGUCCCGGGAGAUGAAGAUAGAAGUCAGAGUCCUUAAGACAGAAGCCACCGGCACAGCACCUGCCUGGCAAGCACAAGGUCGUGAGUUCGGUUCCCAAUACUGGAAAAAAACAAAAACAAAAACAAAAACAAAACAAAACAAAAGACAGAAGCCACAUCCAAUGAGUUAUUGCACAAUUACUGUAAACUGUGUGCCAAUAACAGUGGUAGACCACCCAUGGUCAUCGUGAGAGGAAGAUGGGGAAGGAGAAAGCUCAAAACAGCUGCUAAAGUACUGGGUGUGUAAGUGGCUGCCACUGGAGAAGCCGUCUUCUGACGCCCAUUCCAUAGUCCCUUGUCACUGCGGUGCAGAGCGGUGGUGCCUGAACCAACUCUGCCUUCAUAUAGGGAGUGAAUAUUGAGGGAUCUCGUCUCUAUUGCUUUUUCCCACUUUCCAGUGAAUGAGGACUGAGCCAAGGAAAUAUCCCGAGGGAAUUCCCUGUCUUCAAAACAUAGUCUCCUUGACACAUCAACCCAACCUCCUUUGUUAAUCAGUUUCAGUCAUUCUGAUCAAUAGGGUAGCCCUCUUUUUGGUUGGUUGUUUCUGCAGACAAAGAGCGCAAAAUAACUUGGAGACACACAUAUUUCUGUUGGUUAGAACUCUGAGAGGAUUCUUCACCCAGACAAACACAGGGCCAGGUGUGGUAGUGCAC
This is a messenger RNA of Chinchilla lanigera (long-tailed chinchilla), 2822 nucleotides long. It is a transcript of the gene Cd177, whose product is annotated as CD177 molecule. NCBI's taxonomy places the organism in Eukaryota, Metazoa, Chordata, Mammalia, Rodentia, Chinchillidae. The record is from RefSeq and is a predicted model, not a curated record. Gene Ontology annotation, biological process: leukocyte cell-cell adhesion; regulation of integrin-mediated signaling pathway; positive regulation of neutrophil degranulation. Gene Ontology annotation, cellular component: plasma membrane raft; plasma membrane. The transcript is spliced from 14 exons. The coding region runs from base 261 to 2102 and encodes 613 amino acids.